Molecule: messenger RNA, 2403 nt
Organism: Ceratosolen solmsi marchali
Lineage: Eukaryota; Metazoa; Arthropoda; Insecta; Hymenoptera; Agaonidae
Product: dual specificity tyrosine-phosphorylation-regulated kinase 2
Exons: 3
Coding region: 133-2196 (687 amino acids)
Biological process (GO): peptidyl-threonine phosphorylation; peptidyl-serine phosphorylation
Cellular component (GO): nucleus; cytoskeleton; cytoplasm
Molecular function (GO): protein serine/threonine/tyrosine kinase activity; ATP binding; protein serine/threonine kinase activity
Source: RefSeq, a predicted model, not a curated record
GCGAGAAACAGAAACUAGGAGCGUGCGACUGAGAAUCGCUAUCCAUGGCCGAAUGAGGCUAGCUCCCCGGGAGGCGAUGUAUCGGACGGCCUUCGAAGUAGCAGUGACCGCCCUCUACUAGAGCGCCGGAAGAUGCCCUUGUCACGGCCGCCCCCGCUCCCGGGGGGUAUCGCUUCGCUCGACUUUUUGCAGACCUAUUUAAAUGGAGACGGUGAGCACUUGCCGCCCCUGAAGACCGGCUGCGCGGCUCUGAAACAGGCGGAGCCAUUGGGAGGCCGUAUCGCUACUCUUGAGGAGCCGCGUCAUCUGCCAGGACUUGGUUCAACGGCUUCAACCGCUUCGACGGCUUCCGUUGUCUCGGUAGCUUCGGUCGCUUCCCUGGCCUCGAGUUCAAAUAGCCAGUCGAGCUCGCCCCUGGUGGCGGCCAAAGGCGGCGCUCCGGAACAAGCACGUCAGCCCCAGGCGGGUGGUAACGCGGUCCAGCCCGCGAGCCAGCCAGCGACCCAGCCUUUAGUCAAGCCCAAGAUAAUUACCGUCACGCCGAGCAUCGCGAUGAAGUUCUAUAUGGACAAACUCACGCCCUACGAGCACUUCGAGAUCUUCAACUAUCCACAGAUUUAUUUCAUCGGAGCGAACGCUAAGAAGCGGCCGGGAAUCAUCGGAAUGAAAAAUAAUAGCGAUUACGAUAACGAUAAGGGCUCUUACAUUCAUGUAAUCUACGACCACGUGGCCUACAGAUACGAGGUGAUCAAGGUCAUUGGGAAGGGGAGUUUUGGCCAGGUGGUCAAGGCCUAUGACCACAAGAACCACGAGCAUGUCGCUCUGAAAAUGGUUCGGAACGAGGACCGCUUCCACCGACAGGCCCUGGAGGAGGUUCGAAUUUUGACGAAACUGCGGGAACAGGACAAGGACAAUACCAUGAACGUUAUCCACAUGUUCGAUUCAUUCAGCUUCCGCAGCCACAUGUGCAUCACGUUCGAACUUCUGAGUAUGAACCUCUACGAGCUCAUUAAGAAAAAUAAGUUCCAGGGCUUUAGCCUACAAUUGGUGAGGAAAUUUUCGCACUCACUACUCCAGUGCUUAGAGGCCCUUCAAAAGAAUAAGAUCAUUCACUGCGAUAUGAAGCCGGAAAACGUACUGCUGAAGCAGCAGGGUCGCAGCGGCAUCAAGGUGAUCGACUUUGGCUCGAGUUGUUACGCGAACCAGCGAGUCUAUACGUAUAUUCAAAGCCGCUUCUAUCGUGCUCCAGAAGUUAUCCUUGGCGCAGGUUAUGGGAUGCCUAUCGAUAUGUGGUCCCUCGGCUGCAUUCUUGUGGAGCUUUUUACGGGUAUUCCCUUGCUUCCUGGGGAAGAUGAGCCUGACCAAAUGGCUUGUAUAAUCGAACUCCUGGGUAUGCCUCCUGUACGGCUCUUGGAGAAGGCCAAGCGUUCUCGGCAAUUUAUCAGUACUCAGGGCUAUCCACGUUACAGUGGAAUUACAGUUAAAUCUGACGGCAGCAUCGACUUUAACGGAGGCCUUUCCAAGCGAGGCAAGUUUCGAGGUCCACCCGGCUCUAAAGAUAUCAAGCGCGCACUCAAGGGUUGCGAUGAUCCGCUCUUUAUCGACUUCAUUGAGCGUUGCCUCGAAUGGGACCCAGAACUCAGGAUGACACCCACGCGAGCUCUCAAGCAUUCCUGGUUGAAACGUAGAUUACCGAGGCCACCAGAUGCUAAUCACGAAGGAAAAAGUUUAUCGGCUAAAAGUCAGCAACAGCCACAGCAACCAGGAAUACUUGAUUUACCCAGUCAAGAGAGCCUCCAACAGAGUUUACCACCUCCAACUUCACUCCAGGGUAGCGGAACAAUGAGUCUGCGUGCGUGCCCGUCUGACAAUAGUCAAGCUUCUAGUAAAGCAACAAGUUGUUGCAAUCUCCAACAUCAGCAGCUGCUGCAACAGCAGCAGCAACAAGAAGAGGAACGACAAAAGAGGGAUGGUAGACAGCAAAGUGAUAGACUGAUCAGGCUGUUCGUGAACAUGGAAACCAGUAACAAUAUCAAUAACACUAGCAAUGGUGCAUUGAACAAAAAUCGCCGUAAGCUAUAUACGGAGCUUUCAAGAUUAAACUUUUCCGAUACAUGUGAACCUUCAUUACCGGCUUAUCCAUAUAAGGCUAAUUCGCAGUGCCACUCGAAAGCUCUGUGGGACAGUUUAAGGUAAGCCUAACAGAAGCUUGGGUUCGGAUUUUUUUAUUCUUCUUUAGAUUAGUACCUUCCCUACUUUUCUCCGUACAUGCAUUAGGUAUAGCUAUUUGUACUAAGAUCUCCGGUUAUCAAAUGCGGGCCAAAUAAAUAUCCAACUCGGUCACUUACGUAAUAACCAAAUAAAUUAUAACUUCAUUUUGAGGCUUUUGUCGCUCUAAUCUCA